CACCGCCUGGCUAAAUCAGUUGAGGUGUCUUGAGCACAAAAACGAACGCUCCCAAUGUAACGCGGGAAACGCUACUGUGUUGUUUCUCCAGAGAAAAAGAGCCGCCACGCUAAUCAACAUAUGUAGGGAUAUUAUCAUCACCAGGUCCAACAAAUGACAUGAUCCGACAGGCUUUGGCUCUGAUCUGAGGAAGUUAAUGGUAGACAGGACCGCCGACUGUGUUUUGUUUCCGAACCGUUUGAACCCGGAGCAGCCGUUAAUUAUAUGUCGGUCCCCGCGCUGCUACUUAACGUCUUUCUGUGUAGCCACCGAGCAGUUGUUAGCUCCGACACAAAGAGGGAGUCCUGCUAACGAGCAAAACAACAAAGAGAACAUCCUCCACUCUUGACCGGUAACAUGGAUACGUUUCAGAAGGUGGAGAAGAUAGGAGAAGGGACGUAUGGGGUGGUUUACAAAGCCAAGAACAAAGUCACCGGAGAAACUGUUGCUCUGAAGAAAAUCCGCCUCGACACGGAAACAGAGGGUGUACCAAGCACUGCCAUCCGAGAGAUUUCACUUCUCAAAGAACUCAGUCACCCAAAUAUUGUCAAGUUGCGAGAUGUGAUCCACACCGAGAACAAGCUCUACCUUGUGUUUGAGUUCCUUCAUCAGGAUCUAAAGAAGUUCAUGGACUCCUUCGCAGUCGCUGGUAUCCCACUGCCUCUGGUUAAGAGUUAUCUUUUCCAGCUGCUGCAAGGCCUGGCCUUCUGCCACUCUCACAGGGUUCUUCAUCGAGACCUGAAGCCCCAGAAUCUCCUCAUCAACGCCCAGGGGGAGAUCAAGCUCGCUGACUUUGGUCUGGCAAGAGCCUUUGGGGUUCCCGUCCGCACUUACACACACGAGGUGGUAACACUUUGGUACAGAGCUCCAGAAAUCCUCCUGGGCUGUAAAUACUACUCCACAGCUGUCGACAUCUGGAGUCUGGGCUGCAUCUUUGCUGAAAUGCUCACCAAGAGGGCCUUGUUCCCCGGAGACUCAGAGAUCGAUCAGUUAUUCAGAAUCUUCCGCACCCUGGGCACGCCUGAUGAGACCGUCUGGCCUGGAGUCACAUCCAUGCCCGACUACAAACCCUCCUUCCCCAAGUGGGCCCGGCAGGAUUUAGCCAAAGUGGUGCCGAUUCUUGAUGAAGAUGGAAGAGAACUGCUCGGAGAAAUGCUGAAUUACGAUCCAAACAAAAGGAUAUCUGCCAAAAACGCCCUCGUACAUCGAUACUUCCGCGACGUCACCAUGCCAAUUCCUCAUCUGAGACUCUGAGCAGGAUAGGAGUUUGUUUUAAUGCCAACAAUGUCUGAGCAAUAAGGACCUCCUCGCCUCAUCUCCACGACUGGAAUGGACAUAAAGCGGACACUACGGGACACGUUGGAUCCUGUAAUGGAUGUUUGGUCACACUUAAAACCAGCUUUCUAAGACGGUUGACCUCCCGAGAUUUUCGCUGUGUUUUCAGCCAUGAUGUUAUAAUAGUUACAAACAUUUAACUGUAAUUUUCAAUAUAAUUAUUCUGCAUAUUUUUGUGCAACUGCCAUUUUUUAUGUUAAUGUUAUUUGUGAUUGGGAUAGUCCUCUGAGUGACUGCAGGUAGACUGAUUCUCGUAAACUGCCAUUACAUUUCCCAUUUUUAGGAUGUCAAAAGUGAUAUAGUCUAGUAGUUAGAGUUAAAUAUUAUUGAUAACGUUUGUGGGAUAGUGCAAAAAACAAACGUCAUGCUCUUUGAGAUUGAGCAGCAGCUGAAUGAAAGAUGUGAGUGACGGUUGCAUCUUCUUUUGAUCUAAAACCGUUGGUGCUGAAACAACACAAUCUUAAAAGGUUGAUUUUCUUGCAGUUCAAUUCUUUAAAGUUCGGUCUGAAGUAUCUUGAAGUGAUUUUAUAACCGCACCUUUGGUUGUUUAACACACACAAAUGUUUGUUGGGCGUUUGCUGGCAGGAUUACAAACUGAAGUUCUCAGCGUAGUACAUACAGUUGUCCCUGUUUAAACACAAUUUAAUGUGCCGUCAAAUCUUUCAUACUCUAGAUUUUAUUCAAACGUAAUGAAUCGUUUUUUAUGGAUAUUGUUUAUAGUUUGAAAAAUAAACUUGUUUAAACAGCUGAUA
Messenger RNA from Trematomus bernacchii (emerald rockcod), 2126 nucleotides. It is a transcript of the gene cdk2, whose product is annotated as cyclin-dependent kinase 2. Gene Ontology annotation, biological process: regulation of gene expression; regulation of G2/M transition of mitotic cell cycle; signal transduction. The record is from RefSeq and is a predicted model, not a curated record. The transcript has 7 exons. Bases 397 to 1293 code for a protein of 298 amino acids. Gene Ontology annotation, cellular component: cytoplasm; nucleus; cyclin-dependent protein kinase holoenzyme complex. Gene Ontology annotation, molecular function: cyclin-dependent protein serine/threonine kinase activity; cyclin binding; ATP binding. Lineage: Eukaryota; Metazoa; Chordata; Actinopteri; Perciformes; Nototheniidae.